Messenger RNA from Chlorella variabilis, 354 nucleotides. RefSeq lists its product as hypothetical. Lineage: Eukaryota; Viridiplantae; Chlorophyta; Trebouxiophyceae; Chlorellales; Chlorellaceae. Gene Ontology annotation, biological process: protein folding. Gene Ontology annotation, cellular component: prefoldin complex; cytoplasm. The record is from RefSeq and is a predicted model, not a curated record. The transcript is spliced from 2 exons. Gene Ontology annotation, molecular function: protein folding chaperone. The annotation marks the transcript as partial.
GAGCCGCAGAGCGAGCAGGAGAUAGUGGCGCGGUUUCAGCAGCUCAUGGAGGAGCGGGAGCAGCUGACCACCGCGUCGAUAGAGCGGCAGCAGGAGGUGGCGGAGCACGACCUGGUCAUCAAGACGCUGGAGCCGCUGGACGCCGAGCGCAAGUGCUUCCGCCUGGUGGGCGAGGUGCUGGUGGAGCGCACCGUGGCAGACGUGCUGCCCGCGGUGAAGAAGACGCGGGAUGGGCUGGCAGGGCUGGUGUCGACAUACGAGAAGCAGCUGGCUGCCAAGCAGAAGGAGGUGCUUGCCUACCAGCAGAGGUACAACAUUCGGAUCAAGGGGGAGGGAGAGAGCGGCGGCGGCGAC